AUGAAACCCACCACCAUCUUUACCGGCCUCGCCAGUCUCGCUUCCUUCACCACCGCAAUGAACCUAACCUACACCAACCCCUCCUCCCCCGACAACACCACAAUCCACCCUUUGGACCAACCCCGCGUAAUCUGGGAAACCUCUCAAAAACUCGACUUGGCCCUGUUCCUCGUCAAAAAAGAGGCAGAUACCAAACACUGGCCUCUAGGCUUCAGCUUCGUGGAGUCGCAGUCUGAUUUCAUCAGAUUGAGAUUAGACGCUGGUCAUGGAGAAUGGGUGUUUUGGGAUAUUCCCAAGGGGUUGAGUGAGAAAGCGGAAUAUGCUUUCUACAUGGAAGGAUGGGAUACAGAGCAAGACUACGCCAUGAACAUGCUUGAUAAUGGUACUACGAACUGGUUCUCGAUUACAAAGUACAAGACUCGCAAGGAGGAAUUGCGUAGGAAUCAGGUUUGGGUCGCUUGA
Molecule: messenger RNA, 462 nt
Organism: Aureobasidium namibiae CBS 147.97
Lineage: Eukaryota; Fungi; Ascomycota; Dothideomycetes; Dothideales; Saccotheciaceae
Exons: 2
Coding region: 1-462 (153 amino acids)
Source: RefSeq, a predicted model, not a curated record